GCGCUCUCCAUGGGCGCCGCCAUGCCUGAUAGAGGAAAACAGAUGACGUAUAAUGGCGCCGCCAAUCAGAGCAUUACGUUCGCGAGUUCAAAGGUCAUAGCAGACGGACAUGAAUAAAAUAUUCCAGCUAUAACUAAAAAGGUGUUUUGCAGGGGUGUGUGAUGUCACAGCGUUUGUUCAGCAAGGUGUUGGGUUUUAUCGGCUACACUGUUCAGUAUGGCUGCAUCGCUCACUGCACAUUUGAGUACAUUGGAGAGUUUGUCAUGUGUUCAGGACCGUCAAUGGAGCCAACCAUCACCGAUCACGACGUUGUUUUUUCAGAACGCCUCAGCAGACAUUUGUAUCGCAUAGAGAAAGGGGACAUUGUGAUUGCUAAGAGCCCAUUUGACCCAAACAUGAACAUCUGUAAACGAGUUAUUGGACUGGAAGGAGAUAAAGUGUGCACCAGUGGACCAUCGGAUACAUUUAAGACACACACUUUUGUACCAAGAGGUCAUGUGUGGCUGGAAGGUGAUAAUUUGCAGAACUCUACAGACUCACGAUGUUACGGCCCUGUUCCCUAUGGACUCAUACAAGGACGAGUGUGUUUAAAGCUGUGGCCUCCACACAGUGUCGGUGUGCUAAACGAGAGUCCUAAUGCCGGCCGCAUUUUGCGCACUGAAUAACAGCAACUGCAAUGAUUUCUCCUUCACAUGCUUUUAAAAUAAACUUGUGUUCAGGAC
Molecule: messenger RNA, 722 nt
Organism: Pangasianodon hypophthalmus (striped catfish)
Lineage: Eukaryota; Metazoa; Chordata; Actinopteri; Siluriformes; Pangasiidae
Gene: immp1l
Product: inner mitochondrial membrane peptidase subunit 1
Exons: 6
Coding region: 162-665 (167 amino acids)
Cellular component (GO): mitochondrial inner membrane peptidase complex; membrane
Molecular function (GO): serine-type endopeptidase activity
Source: RefSeq, a predicted model, not a curated record